CAUUCAAUCCCUUCUCCUUAUAUAUAAUUCACAAUCCCACCUUCUACGUACCCUCAUAAUCACAAACCACACCACCAUGAGGACCCUCUUUCAAAACUCACGUUUCCUUUCCCAUGCAUUUUUGCUUUCUCUUUCUCUUUUCUUUCUGGCGUUCGGUGCUGGCUGGGCCAUGGACAUGUCCAUCAUCGACUACGACGAGAGCCACACGAGGCACGUGUAUGAGGCGUGGCUUGUGAAGCACGGCAAGGCCUACAAUGCCUUGGGGGAGAAGGAACGGAGGUUUAAGAUUUUCAAGGACAAUUUGAGGUUCAUUGAAGAACAUAAUGGGGCGGGGGACAAGAGUUACAAGUUGGGGUUGAACAAGUUCGCCGAUCUCACCAACGAGGAGUAUAGGGCCAUGUUCUUGGGUACCCGGACGAGAGGACCUAAGAACAAGGCAGCAGUCGUGGCCAAGAAAACUGACCGUUAUGCUUAUCGCGCUGGGGAGGAGUUGCCCGCCAUGGUGGAUUGGAGGGAGAAGGGUGCGGUUACCCCCAUUAAAGAUCAAGGCCAAUGUGGGAGUUGUUGGGCAUUCUCCACGGUUGGUGCAGUGGAAGGAAUCAAUCAAAUUGUAACGGGCAACCUCACCUCUCUGUCUGAGCAAGAAUUGGUGGAUUGUGACAGAGGCUAUAACAUGGGGUGCAAUGGAGGUCUCAUGGAUUAUGCUUUUGAGUUUAUUGUGCAAAAUGGAGGCAUUGACACGGAAGAAGAUUACCCCUAUCAUGCAAAGGAUAAUACAUGUGAUCCAAACAGGAAAAAUGCUCGGGUUGUUACCAUUGAUGGAUAUGAAGAUGUCCCAACCAAUGAUGAGAAAUCUUUGAUGAAGGCUGUUGCAAACCAACCUGUCAGUGUUGCCAUUGAAGCUGGUGGCAUGGAAUUUCAACUUUAUCAAUCGGGUGUUUUCACUGGCCGAUGUGGGACAAACCUAGACCAUGGUGUUGUAGCAGUUGGGUAUGGAACAGAAAACGGCACUGAUUACUGGCUAGUGAGGAACUCAUGGGGCUCAGCAUGGGGGGAGAAUGGUUACAUCAAGCUAGAGAGAAAUGUGCAAAAUACUGAGACUGGCAAGUGUGGAAUUGCAAUAGAGGCAUCAUACCCUAUCAAGAAUGGUGCUAACCCUCCAAACCCUGGUCCUUCUCCUCCAUCUCCUGCAACACCUUCAAUUGUUUGUGAUGAGUACUACUCUUGCAACUCUGGAACCACAUGUUGCUGCCUCUUUGAGUACAGAGGGUUCUGCUUUGGAUGGGGAUGUUGCCCUAUUGAGUCUGCAACAUGUUGCCCUGACCAGACCAGUUGUUGCCCUCCUGAUUUCCCUUUCUGUGAUGAUUCUGGAUCUUGCCUAUUGAGCCGUGACAACCCAUUUGGGGUAAAAGCUUUGAGAAGAACGCCUGCCACAAGUACUUGGACCCAAAGGAAAGUUGCCAUGAAAGGCAACUAAGCUUGAGAGAAGCCAGUGGAAUCAGUAAAAUGGUUUAGGCACAACAAAAUUAAAUUCAUUGGUACCUGUAAUUGUGUGUUUGUGCUAGAGAAUGCUUCUGUAAUGGUUGUCUUCCAUAAAUAUCUAGAUACCAACAUUCUCUUUUCCAAACUGGUUGCUGUAAAUUUCUCUACAACUACUCAAGUAUUAUGCAUUUUGGAUGUUGAUGUUAAUUUUAAUAAAUUGUAUAUACUUGGUUCCAAAUU
Molecule: messenger RNA, 1722 nt
Organism: Glycine soja
Lineage: Eukaryota; Viridiplantae; Streptophyta; Magnoliopsida; Fabales; Fabaceae
Product: probable cysteine protease RD21B
Exons: 5
Coding region: 77-1477 (466 amino acids)
Cellular component (GO): lysosome
Molecular function (GO): cysteine-type endopeptidase activity
Source: RefSeq, a predicted model, not a curated record